ACAUUUCCCCAUAGUCUAAAAACUCAGUAAAUAAUUUGCUGCAGUUCGAGGUUGAACUUUGAAGUACCGCCGCCUUCAACAACGGAGCUGCAACGCUUAACAGAAAUUCAAUAUCUAUGGUAUGCAGUUACGUACCAUCGCAGCUAAUUGUCGCAGCACCCAAACUUUGAUUUCCAGGCGCCUACAACAGCUCCAGAGCGGCUACUCCACACAAAAUUCAGAAUCCUAUCCUCUGAUGGAUUCUUCAGAGCGUUAUUGCUAUAACCCAACUCUUCAUUGGAAUCCCCAGGUUGAAGAAUACUUCAUAAAGGCAUAUGGUGCUGACCAUUUCAGUAGGAUCUCUAACGCCCUUACUCGCCCUUCUAGCUAUUCUUGCCUACGUGUUAAUAUUCUGAAAACAACAACUGAUGCUGUCAUUGAGAAGCUGUUGUCAAUCCAACAUGGAACAGAUGGCAAAGGCAUAAACAAUAAUCUCAUACACAAGUGCCCGAUUCCUGGGUUAGAUUAUGUUGUCUUUGUUCGAGGCACAGGGCCUCAUGAAAUUGAUUAUGCUUAUGCACCUGAACAGCCUGUAAAGGAGGUCAUUGUAAGCCGCAAAUGUGCUGAGGCUGUUCUUCGGGGUGCUCAAGUGUAUGUCCCUGGUGUUUUGGCAUGUAGUGCUCAUGUUGAAGAAGGAGACUCAGUUGCUGUUUCUGUUGCCAUUGAGCAACAUGUACCUGGCGGUAAAUGGGGUACUGGAAUAACACGUGGGAUUGUACUUCAGGGCUUAGAGACAGAUCCCCAAUAUUUUCAGCGAAAAGGCCUAUAUAUUGGCCAAGGAACUACAAUGAUGUCCAGGGCUGGGAUUUUCCGAGUGUUACAAGGUGUGGCCAUUUCUAUGAGUAACAGGGUAUUUAAUCUUCCUUCUUUCAACAACGUGCUUGAAGGUGAUAUUUUUCUCCAGAACCUUCCGAGCAUUAUUGUUGCUCAUGCGUUAGAUCCUCAGAAGGGUGAAAGGAUAUUGGACAUGUGUGCAGCUCCAGGGGGUAAAACAACUGCCAUCGCGAUGCUUAUGAGAGAUGAAGGAGAGGUAGUUGCUGCAGAUCGAUCACACAACAAGGUAAUUGAUGUUCAAAAUUUGGCUGCCGAAAUGGGCUUGAAGUCUAUAGUUACAUGCAAGUUAGAUGCUGUGAAGUCUGUUGCUACAGAAAAAGUAUCUGACAUUGACGUGACUGAAGAUACUUCAAGUUCAAAGUCUUGUUCUAUUGUUAAAGAAAAGUUAAAUGGAAAUAUGUUACACAAGGAAAAUGUUGUGUCUAACCGCAGGAAGGAUAAAGAUAGCAUAAAAAAUGGGAUUGGAAAGAAUCACGUAAGUGGUGGUAGAGUUGAAAAAUCAAAAGGUUUUGCUCGUAAUAGUUUCGAUAGAGUUCUCCUUGAUGCACCUUGUUCUGCUCUUGGUUUGAGACCACGAUUGUUAGCUGGUGAGGAAACCUUGGAAUCUUUGAAGAGUCAUAAGUUAUACCAGAGGAAGAUGUUUGAUCAAGCGGUUCAACUGGUUCGCCCUGGAGGGGUACUUGUAUACUCAACCUGUACAAUAAAUCCUGGUGAAAAUGAAGCACUGGUGCGUUAUGCUCUUGAUACAUAUAAAUUUCUGUCACUGGCACCCCAACAUCCAAGAGUUGGUGGGCCGGGCCUGGUUGGUCGUUGUGAGUUAUCUGACGGGUACAUUGAAGAAUGGUUAAGGCCCGGGGAAGAGGAACUUGUGCAGAGGUUUGAUCCUUCUACAUCUGACACAAUCGGGUUUUUUAUAGCCAAGUUUAAUGUAGGCUGCAAAGACACAUGAGUCUUGUUCAACAUAGACAGGUAGAUACUGGAUUCUUUUGUCAUCACCGUUUACCAGAUCUCUUUGCCAAACCUUUAACAUUCAAAAGAUAACGUUUGAAGUUUGAAUCAACAACAUUCCAUAGUGGUGUUAGCUUCUGAUGAUGAUUUUCUUUUUUAUUUGAAGAACUUGGAAAACAUUCAUGUUAUGUAAUCAUAUUCAUUCAUUGAUAUAGUGUCUGUAAACUGGAA
Molecule: messenger RNA, 2052 nt
Organism: Spinacia oleracea (spinach)
Lineage: Eukaryota; Viridiplantae; Streptophyta; Magnoliopsida; Caryophyllales; Amaranthaceae
Product: rRNA (cytosine-C(5))-methyltransferase NOP2C
Exons: 2
Coding region: 122-1822 (566 amino acids)
Biological process (GO): RNA methylation
Molecular function (GO): RNA binding; RNA methyltransferase activity
Source: RefSeq, a predicted model, not a curated record